Messenger RNA from Bombyx mandarina (wild silkworm), 678 nucleotides. RefSeq names its product pollen-specific leucine-rich repeat extensin-like protein 1. The record is from RefSeq and is a predicted model, not a curated record. NCBI's taxonomy places the organism in Eukaryota, Metazoa, Arthropoda, Insecta, Lepidoptera, Bombycidae.
AUGAUGGGAGUAACCGUCCCUCCUCCUGCGCCACAGGCGCCUCGAGCCGGGAGUGCAGCUCUUCUGGCAUCUCAACCAGUACCAAAAUGGAAGGGGAAGGGGAAAGGGAAAUCUUCCCAGCCCCCUCCCCUUUCCCACUCCGCUCCGUCUGCUGUGGUGGUGGAGGCGUCGCCAUCGGUGUCCACACUGACGGCACAGGCUAACCCGCCACGGCAGACAACCAAAUCCAAGCCUACUCCUGCUCCCCGUGGUCGAACUACUGCUGCUCCAUUGCCACAACAAAAACCUUGCCCGACUAGCGGUCUUACGAUAACAAAAAACAGGGAAAAGAAUAAACGCAAAAAAUUGAAAAAAAAGGCAAGGAAAAAGGAAGAAAAAGCAAGAAGGGGCAUACCAGAGCCUAUAGUGCCGGAUCCCCCAUCGAGAACCCAUGUCGAAACCAUGGAGGUCUCUGAGGCCUCCCCACCAGCCCAAUUAUCGACAACAAGCCCGCAAUUGCCUUCGGCCCAUCCGGCCGAAGGUAAUAUAGAUAAUUUAAAUAGUCAGCCCCCCCUUCCCCCCCGCCCUCAGCGCGAGCGCCGCAGCGAUCGACAGGCCUCUCAGCCUACCGGCUUUGCUGCAUGGCUGCUGGCACUCUGGGAUCUCCGGAGUCAUCCGCGAGAUCGCCUCGGGCGCUAG